AUGACUGACAAUACCAAACAAUCGAAAAGUGAGGAGGAAGAUCAAGAAUUAAAUAGUUUGUUGGAUAGUGCUUUACAAGAUUUUGGCAAAGAGUCAAAUAUUGAAAAAGACAAUGCAGCUGAUCCAAAUACAUCGGAUUUGCAUAAGCAAAUUGAUAAGCAAAGUGAAACAUCUGAAACUAAAUUUGCAGAGACAUGGACGGAAGAUUUUCUUAAACAAACAGCUGAUCAAUUUGAGAAAAAUUUGCAAACCUUAUUACAAAAUGGCGGUAACGAAUUAGAAGCUGCUUUGCAAAAGCUUGGAGAAGCAUCAGCUAAUAAUGUAACAGAUGAAAAGGACAAUGUUAGUACAGAUUUUCAAUCAACUAUUUCACAAGUUUUAAAGGAUUUAACUACAAAUUCUGAAAAUAUACAGAAUGAUGAUUUAGCGGCUAUGCUAGGACGGACAUCUCUCGAUAGCGACACUGGUGAUAUAUUACCAUUUAUGCAAGGAAUGAUGGAACAUCUCUUGUCAAAAGAAAUUCUUUAUCCAUCAUUAAAAGAAUUGUCAGAUAAAUAUCCAGCAUGGCUAGAAGAACACAAAACAACUAUAAAUUCUUCUGAUCUAGAAAGAUAUACAAAACAAUCAGAAUUGAUGAAAAAGGUAUGCAUUGAAUUGGAAGAGGAAAACAAAGAUGAUACAGAAGAUAUUAAAAAACGUCGGUUUGAAUCGAUAUUAAAGCUUAUGACAGAAAUGCAAAAUUAUGGUCAAGCACCAGAAGAUCUUGUUGGUGAACAAUGUUCACUUUUCCAAUUUGACUCUGAAGGAAAUCCUAUUCUGCCGUUACCAUCUGGAGUGGACUCUCAACAAGAUUGCACUAUUAUGUAAAUUUUUUUAAUGUAUUUAAAAUAUUAUUUCGUUGAUCUAUAUUUUGUAAUUAAUUCAGCUAAAUUUA
This is a messenger RNA of Camponotus floridanus (Florida carpenter ant), 934 nucleotides long. RefSeq names its product peroxisomal biogenesis factor 19 (gene Pex19). Bases 1 to 867 code for a protein of 288 amino acids. The transcript is spliced from 5 exons. Gene Ontology annotation, cellular component: peroxisome; peroxisomal membrane. The record is from RefSeq and is a predicted model, not a curated record. NCBI's taxonomy places the organism in Eukaryota, Metazoa, Arthropoda, Insecta, Hymenoptera, Formicidae. Gene Ontology annotation, biological process: protein import into peroxisome membrane.